AUGUCAACUACGGUGAUGAGUGACGCGGUGAUGAUGCCUGUAACAGAGUCGCAAACGGUGACGGCGAAUCUGACGACGGAAGUAGAGUUUGCGGAGUGCGAUUGCUGCGGAUUGAUGGAGGAGUGUACGCCGGCGUACAUGGAGAGGAUUCGAGAAAGAUAUAAAGGCAAAUGGAUCUGCGGAUUGUGUAGAGAGGCGGUGAAAGAAGAAAUCAUGAGGAGUGGAAGAUUGAUCAGUACAGACGAAGCCAUGACGCGUUACAUGAUGUUCCGUAGAGCCUCUCGAUCGUCAGAGUCAAUACCAGAAGGGAAGGAAUCUGAUGAAACCAUUGAUAGACCUCAGCAGGCGCUUUCCUCUAAAAAGUUGUUCACAUCAUCAGAUGUAUCCAUCAAUGUCUUGAACCAAAGAAAAAGACAACAACUGAUUGAUGAGGAAGAUGAAUAG
Messenger RNA from Helianthus annuus (common sunflower), 444 nucleotides. RefSeq lists its product as uncharacterized. Bases 1 to 444 code for a protein of 147 amino acids. Lineage: Eukaryota; Viridiplantae; Streptophyta; Magnoliopsida; Asterales; Asteraceae. The transcript has 2 exons. The record is from RefSeq and is a predicted model, not a curated record.